Molecule: messenger RNA, 2119 nt
Organism: Rotaria sp. Silwood1
Lineage: Eukaryota; Metazoa; Rotifera; Eurotatoria; Philodinida; Philodinidae
Source: the annotation of a GenBank genome assembly
UCUUGGCACAGAGAAAACUUUGAUAAUCGAUAGAAUGAAUGUACUGACCCAUUUCAUAGUUCUAAAUCAUUAGACAUGCUAUUUUGAUAUAUUUCAUAUUGUACAACAUAUCAAGAUGAAUUCUGAUCAAACAGUAAUAAAACAUGUUAAUCAUUUAAAUUCCAUAAUAACAUCAUCAAUUGAAUUCUUUUCUUUCACUUAACCAAAAACAUAUUAGAUGAAGUUUCAUCAAUAAUACCGUAAUACGCAUUGAAUAUGUCAUUAUAAUUUUUGGAACAUUCUGUAGAGUAUUGCUUUAUAAUCGUAUAAGGAAAACAAUUUAUCUAUUAGAUUAUUGUUUGUAUUGCAUAAAAUCAAUAAACAACCACGUAAAAAUAUAAAUCUUUUGCAAUAAAAACAGAAUGUUAUCUGCAUCAAUCUAAUUUUUCAUGAAUUUCAUACAAAUGAAAAUUGACAUAUAUGUACACAUCCAUGAUAUUCUAAAUACGAUGUCAAUGAUAUAGAUAUAAACAAGUGCAUGGUCCCUAUCUUAUUCUGUCAUGUGUUGAUACAUCUACUAUCUAUUUUAUAUAGCAGCAGAAAAUAGAAUUUUCUACGAACUUAUUCUUAUUGAUUGAAUAGAAUAGACUAGACUAGAAUAGAAUAAAAUUCAAAUUUUAUUUGAUGAUGAAACGAACCAUUCUAAUUCUUUCUAGAACUCGUAUAUAUCCAUCUAAUCGAAUAUAAUAUAAACAGUUUUAAUAUAACAAAUGACAAGAAAAGAAUAAUUUUAUCUUGGAUAAAAAUGUUUAUUGUUUUAACAUUUAUUUUUAUUUUUCAUUCUUGUUUCUCUAGUCAUAAAUCAUAUUUUGAUAUUGAAACAUGUGAUAAUAAUCGUUGUCGAUUACCUUAUUGUUAUUGUUCAAAUCAAACUAUACCAGGUGAUUUAACAAUACGUAAUACUCCACAAUUCAUUGCAAUAACAAUAAAUGGACCAAUAGAUGAUAAAACAUAUAAAUUAUUGAAAGAGAUAUUUUUUUCAAACAAAUAUUAUAAUCCAGAUGGUUGUUCUAUUAGUGGUACUAUUUUUCUUAAAAGUCAUAUUGAAACAAAUUAUUGUUUAGUUCGAAAAGUUCUAGAAUAUGGAAAUAUUGAAUUAAGUAUAUCAUCAAAUUCAAGCGAAUGUCCAACUGUUGAUUGUCGUAUAAAAGAAAAACAUGAUAAAAGUCCAUAUGUACCUUGGCGUUCAUAUCGUUUUUAUAAUGAAACAAUUGAUUAUCGUCGUAGAAUUGCUAAAUUAACUGGUCUUCAUUCAUCAUCAAUUGUUGGUUAUCGUUCACCUAACUAUGAAAUAAAUAAUAAUCAACUUCAUUGGCAUAUUUUACGAGAACAUAAAUUUUUAUAUGAUUCAACAUUAAUAACACAAGAAUGGGAUGUACCAUAUUAUAAUCAACAACAACCAACAUCAUUAACAUGGCCACAUACAAUGGAUUUUGCAGCUAAUUAUGAUUGUUCACAAAGUUGUUAUACACAAUCAUUUCCUGGACUUUGGACAAUUCCAAUACAUAUGUAUCAAGAUUUACAAGGACGAAAUUGUACAACAAUUAGUAGUAGUUAUUGUCAUAUAUUACCUAGAAAAGAUAAAUUUUUUCAAUAUCUUAAAUAUAAUCUUAAUCGUCAUUUACAUUCAAAUCAUGCACCAUUUAUAAUGGCAUUUGAUAAUUAUUGGUUAAAUGAACCAUAUACAUUAUGGAGAAUAGAAGGAUUAAAAUUAUUUAUUGAACAUACAUUACAUUAUCAUUCAAAUGAUGUUUAUUUUGUACGUAUUAUUGAUAUUAUUAAUUGGAUGAAACAACCAAUUGGACUUGAACAAAUGAAACAAAAAUAUUUAUCAAAUAUAGGAAUAAAAUCUAUUUGUAAUCAAAAAAUUAAUAUUGACAAUGAUCAAGAAUGUUUUAAUGAAAAACAAAAAAUAGAAACUUGGAAAUCUAAUAUGAUAACAAAUAGUCAAUCAUUAUUAAAUUUGUUUGAUACUGUUACAGAACCAUUAUUUCGUUCAAAUAUUGUUUUUUAUUCAACAAUUGGCUUUUGUAGUUUUGUUAUUUUAACUUUUAUAUAUGAUCGAUUUUAUAUUUCUUAG